GCCGCACGUCCGCUUAGCGUCUGGCGGCGGCGCAGCCAAUCAACAGCCGCGCUGAGGGGCGAUCGGAAGCGCUCGGCCGCGGUCCGAGCGAAGCGGGUCGAGGCCGGCGGGGAUGGUUGGCCGGGAGAAGGAGCUGAAGAUCCGCUUCGUGCCGGGGCGCUGCGAGCUGGUGGAGGAGGAUGUUGACAUUCCCAAUAGGCGUGUUCUGAUUACGGGUGCUACUGGACUUCUCGGCAGAGCUGUGUAUAAAGAGUUUAAUGAAAACAGCUGGCAUGCAGUUGGUUGUGGAUACAGAAGAGCUCGGCCCAAGUUUGAACAGGUUAAUCUUCUGGACUCUGAUGCAGUUCAUGUCAUCAUCCAGGAUUUUCAGCCUCAUGUGAUAGUGCAUUGUGCUGCUGAGAGAAGGCCAGAUGUUGUAGAAAGUCAACCAGAUGCUGCUUCUCAGAUCAAUGUGUCUGCUGCAGGGAACUUGGCGAAAGAAGCAGUUGGAGUUGGAGCCUUUCUGAUCUAUAUUAGCACAGACUAUGUGUUUGAUGGAACAAAUCCACCUUAUAAAGAGAAUGAUGUUCCAAAUCCCCUGAAUCUAUAUGGUAAAACUAAAUUAGAGGGAGAAAAGGCAGUCCUAGAAAAUAAUGAAGGUGCUGCGGUGCUUAGAAUUCCUAUUUUAUACGGAGAGGUAGAGAGGCUGGAUGAGAGUGCCGUGACUAUUAUAUUUGAUAAAGUGCAGUAUAGUAAUAAAUCGGCCAAUAUGGACCAUUGGCAACAGAGAUUUCCCACUAACGUCAAGGAUGUAGCCAGUGUUUGCCGACAGCUAGCAGAGAAGAGAAUGCUGGAUCCUUCAGUAAAAGGAACAUUCCACUGGUCUGGUAAUGAACAGAUGACCAAGUAUGAAAUGGCAUGUGCUAUUGCAGAUGCUUUCAAUCUUCCUAGCAGUCACUUGAGACCAAUUACUGAUAGCCCUGUAGUGGGAGCUCUUCGUCCAAGAAAUGCUCGGCUCGACUGUUCCAGGCUAGAGAUGCUGGGCAUAGGUCAAAGGACGCCAUUUCGAGUUGGGAUCAAAGAAUCACUUUGGCCUUUUCUGGUUGACAAGAGAUGGAGACAGACAGUCUUCCAUUAGUUUGUACCUUUUUUAGUACAAGUCUGGUAUGUGGCACUUUUUUAAAAAGGAAAAUUUAAAGAAUAGUUUUGUAUGAGUGUUCUUAAAAAUUGUGACAUUUAUGAGAUUUCAUUUAAUCAGGUAAAAAAAAAAAUAUGGUCUUGCACUAGUGGAAUUGUUAGCCUAUAAUAGCUCUGGCAAAAGAUGAACCUUGUUUUAAAGAAAUUAGUCUUUUCCUCUCUGUCGUGCUAGUCUAACCUAAUAUCUGAUGCUAAACAUGGUCAUCAGUAACAUUUGGAACCAAGAAUAAAACAGAUCAGUUGUAAGUUUCCUUUUUGCUGAAAUACACUGACCCUAGGGUUCACACCAUUGGGGGGGCGGGGUGUACGUACGUACAGCAUCCCCAUUGAAGGCUAUAGUCAGCAUCUUUAUUGUCAAAAAAGACUCAGUAUUUUAAUUUUAAAAUUGUUAUUCUAAUGUGAGUUAAAAUGAAGUGAGAAUCAUUCAAGUUUUAAUGUUUGCUUUGCUUCAGCUUUGAUCAAAAUGUUUAAAAAAAGUGAAACUUUAUUUUUGCAGUUACUUAGUGCAAUUUUUAUGCUUGAGAUUUAUAUUUUCACAAUGUUUCAGGCUUUGGGACUCCUGCCGCUACAUAUAUUUGUACAAAACAUUGUCUGCAUUUGUCAUUUUAAAGAUAAUCUGUGAAGGGGAGGGGAUUGAGUUGUGCCCUCCUUUGCUUUCUAUUGUGUAAAGGCUCAAAGUGUGUUCAUUUUUCCUGCUUCAUUCUCUUACUGUGUUUGUAAUGUUGAAAUUUAAAAUCCUGUCUAGGCUGGAAGACUUAUAGGAGAAUUGUUGAAAGGAGGUCAUUAUAAGUCAAAGUGAAAUAGCAAAUGAGAGGGGAAGGUAUUUCAAGAAGUUUGUCUACAGCUCUGUGGCUUGACUUGUUUAAACACCCGAUACAAGUACAUCACACUGGUGUAAUAACUACAUUAAAAAGGUUUGCAUAAGUCCUGAAAAGUAAACAAGUCCAGACUUUGUAUGACUUCAGCAUCCAGAAAACAAGUUGGAGAGGGAACUUCCAUACCUAAAGAUUUGAAACUGUUGGAGCUCUUGGGGGGAAAAAUAUUUGGAAAUCAGCUGCAGCUUCUUCAGAGAGAGCCUGGAAAACUACUUUAGAUAGUUUUGACAAUUCUGAGGUAAAAUCAAGUAGAAAAACUGGAAUACAUUCAGCCUUUAGGAAUCAGAAAAAUGAGCUGAAGUCGACUAUUUUAACGGUCAGCUUUAAAUUGUAUCCCUUUAAUUCAAAGUGGUGUGUCAUAAGAAUUUGUCAUAACCUUGUUUGGUAUCUGAAAUCCUGAUUUAUGCACACAGUAAAUUAUCUCCAAAGUAUAAUAAAUAUAAAGCUGGAACUGG
Messenger RNA from Alligator sinensis (Chinese alligator), 2506 nucleotides. It is a transcript of the gene MAT2B, whose product is annotated as methionine adenosyltransferase 2B. Lineage: Eukaryota; Metazoa; Chordata; Crocodylia; Alligatoridae. The transcript has 7 exons. Gene Ontology annotation, biological process: S-adenosylmethionine biosynthetic process. The record is from RefSeq and is a predicted model, not a curated record. Gene Ontology annotation, molecular function: methionine adenosyltransferase regulator activity. Bases 113 to 1117 code for a protein of 334 amino acids. Gene Ontology annotation, cellular component: methionine adenosyltransferase complex.